Molecule: messenger RNA, 2547 nt
Organism: Arthroderma uncinatum
Lineage: Eukaryota; Fungi; Ascomycota; Eurotiomycetes; Onygenales; Arthrodermataceae
Exons: 1
Coding region: 1-2547 (848 amino acids)
Source: RefSeq, a predicted model, not a curated record
AUGGACAGACGGCCAGAGAUAGACACUUCGAGGUCGAGGUACUCUCUCCCUCCAUCAAGCAACAUCAGCCCCUUUCGAAGCAGAUCGCCAUCUCUAAGUCCCUCGCCACCGUUCAAUACCCAGAACCGUCGACUACAGCUCCGCAACGCUAGGUUCCGGGGAGCGUUGCUUGCUUCUGCGUCUGCUUCCGCACCUGCGUCGUCCCCGAGACAACUGAGUCCUCCGCAGUCUCAGAUCGAGACAUGGAGGAGUGCAUUGGGUGGUAUUGACGACGAAGGCGAAGACAAAGAGAACGAGUUCGAUUACGUUGGGUCGACGAGGGGGACAGGAUAUGAAGGAUUGCAUACCAUUGCCAACACAUCAACGUCUCAUACUCGGCGGUCGAGUAUAUUGAGGGAGUUGGGGAACUCUACACAACGGCGGAGAGGACAUACCCCUCGUGUAUCGGUGUCAUCUAUAUUCCAAACUCAGCCAGACUCUCCUCCAUGGUCUGCAUCGUUUGGCCGCCCAAAAGCUACUAUAGGAGAACCGGAACUGGAACCGGAGCCAGAACCAGAUCUUGACUGGGAGGAGAAGAUGCAGUCUACUCGAAAGACGUCAGUGUCGUCACACAACAGUAGCACAUUUACCAGUCUAGAUCGUAUAAAGCGGCCAAAGGGGCGGAACCGAGAUGGCCGUCGUGACACGUCUCAGUACAUUGAACACCUUGAAAAUCAGCUUGCAGCAACCCUCCAAGAUGCGGAGCUUGCUGACGCAAAUGCACACGCUGCUCGAUACAAAGCACUGAAUGCCGAAUACCGAAUAUUAAAACAACAAGUGACUGAAUGGGAAGAAAGGUUUGAAGCUCGCGUGCAGGACGAGGAAACAGUGAUGGCGGAGAGAGAGGCACAGCUAAAAGGGCGGAUACGGUCGUUGGAGCGUGAGGUCGAAACGAAGGAUAACAAGAUCCGAGAACUCGAAUGGGAGAUUGAGAAGGACUCGCAGACUCUACGGACUCUAGAGGCUGUGAAUGCUACGAAUCGCAGCCUGGAGCGGAGAGUCGAUGUUUUGACGGAGCUGCUCGCUCAAUCGCCUCGGGUAGAACUGCCACCGCCUCCUACUACUACAGUAGUAGAUGGUUCUUCAGUGAGCAAUGGAGAAGCCAUGUGCCGUACACCUCGGCCCAAGUCGAUGUUUACAAAAAUACCGCUAUCGCCUGUCAGACAGCCUCUUUUCCAACCCACUGCUGAACCGGAUGCUUCUUUCGUGGAUCCAUGCAAGCGGAGCGGAAAUGAGGAAGACACUCGCUCCUUCGAGUUGGCAUCCGUUGACUCAGGGUUUGACUCAUGUUCUGGCCCGUCGCAUUCGCAACGCACCUCCCUCCUCUCCAACCAAUCCCAACCCCUAUACAGUGCAGGAUCAGGAGCGGGAGCUGGAACUGGAUCAGUCACGUCUUUCCCCUUAUCACCCGAACUUCAACUACAAGGAAAGCUGCGGUAUAGAAACAGAAAAAUGCGCCGCUUCCCAUCUGGUUGCUGCACCUUGAAACCCCUCGUCUUACCUACCGCAUCUGCUGCAUUGUCACCGUAUGCACCGCCAGUCACUUCCUCGUCACCCAACUCAAUACAGCAGCAGCGAUUGGCGCGAUAUUUCUCGACGCUACGGUAUUCCAGGGCUGGAUCGGGGUAUGAUGAUUCAUUAUAUGACGAUGAGAUGGACGGGGAUGAUGUCGAUGUUGAUGCGGCGAGAAUAGACGCAUUAGAUUCUUUGGAAGGGAAUGCAGCGCAUUACCAGUCCUUUGAAGAGGCAAUGGCUGGUCACGACUUGUCGAUGGACGAUAUGGAUGAUCUGGCCGAGAGUUCAUUUGCGGCCAAAAGUCUCUCGCCGAGCAGUGAUACGAUAAGCUAUGAAGGAGGAACUGUUAGGCGCCGUCGUAACCGCAGCCGCAAAUUAUCAAUUUUACGCAAUGACAUUGGCCCGGUUAAGCGCAUAACAUCAGCGAGACCAAACCCUCCCUCAUGGCUCGAAAAGUUACACGUCUACAUCCCACAGCUACUGGCUAACGCACGAACACUCACUCACCGUAUCCUGACUAAUGCCUGGCACUCCAACUGGCGCCGACUCGGUAGUUUAUCAUGGUGGUUCCUCGGAUUACUGUUGGGUACGCACACGCGUAAUCAAUGGUUUAAACGCUCCACAUUGCGAAAUGCCAGAUGCCGUGGCUAUAUCGGAGAAGAAGAGAUGGAAGAGAUAUCAACACCAGUCAGCGUCAACCACCGACCAGACAACACGAUGCAACUUCUAUCAGGCUGUACUCCCACGAUGCAAGAAUGGCUCAAAUUCUCCGUCACGUUAGUAUUGGCUAUCGGGCUCGCUGUGCGUGACGGGCCCGGUACAUUGAUGUGUCCAUGCCCAUUGCCAGAAGCAGAUACUACCUCGAACGUAGACAUGAUGGCAGAACCAGAAGAUUAUCCACCAUCAGGGAAGUACGGAUCGAUCCGUACCAGUCUAUCGGUCCUGAGUCCAAGUCUACUUCCCAGGGAUGGUUUUGACGACUCCCCUGAUUGA